Messenger RNA from Anneissia japonica, 1206 nucleotides. RefSeq names its product protein IMPACT-like. Gene Ontology annotation, cellular component: cytoplasm. Gene Ontology annotation, molecular function: protein binding. Gene Ontology annotation, biological process: regulation of translational initiation. The record is from RefSeq and is a predicted model, not a curated record. NCBI's taxonomy places the organism in Eukaryota, Metazoa, Echinodermata, Crinoidea, Comatulida, Comatulidae.
GGCGGUUUCAAUAUGUCAGCCUCCACGUAUAUUUGUUUUCCGACAAUUUUAUUUGCUUUUAUCAACUAUGGUGUUGAGUGUAGCUAAUUUUUGAUGUGGUAUUAAACUUAAUGAUGGAAACAGAAGACAAUCUGUCAAGACAGGUUGAGGAGGUUGAAGCAUUAGCUGCCAUUUACGGUGAUGAAUGGUGCGUUGUUGACGAGGCCAGUAGAAUUUUUUGUAUCGCUGUAACUGAUGGAACUGAAAUAAAUCCAAGGAAGGUUUGUUUACAGGUGAUGUUGCCAGCAGACUAUCCAUCCAUAGCUUGUCCAAUUUAUCAGAUUAAUGCACCAUGGUUGAGAGAAAAUGAAAGAAUUGAAUUCUCAGAACGAUUAUCACAUGUGUGUCGGUAGGUUUCAAUUAAUAUCACGGAGAUUGGCGAAGAAUUUGAAAUAUCUUAUAUUCACCAUGGAGAGGCUUUCACAGAAAGGAGAAGUACAUUUCAGGCACACCUUGCACAUGUCAUCACACCUGGCCAGGUAAAGACUGUUAUGAAGAAGCUUUAUGAAAACCGAAAAAUUUCAAAUGCGACGCACAACAUUGUUGCAUAUAGGAUUUUUUGUGAAGACAAAGGUACAUUUAUGCAGGACUGUGAUGAUGAUGGUGAAACAGCGGCUGGAGGCCGACUACUUCAUCUCUUACAGAUUUUGGACCUUCGAAAUGUAGUGGUAGUUGUAUCUAGAUGGUACGGAGGUAUACUGCUAGGCCCUGAUCGAUUCAAGCAUAUCAACAAUUCUGCCCGAAAUCUCAUACAGCAACUCGGUCUUAUAAAGACUGAUGCAAACAAUACCAAAGGCAAGAAAAAUAAGGCUAAGAAGGCAAGGUGAUACAGUAACAGUGAUGACGCAAUUAAUACCAAUGUCUUACUCGACCAAAAACGAAAAUUACUAUUACUAAUUACUAUUACUAUCCGUAAUUCGUGGACAUUUUUAUCAAACAAAAUUUGUAUGUGAUGUAGGGUGUGCCAUUAUGUCAAAUAUAGUAACUGGCAGUCAGGCAUUGCUGAGUUUUAAACAUAAUUUACUUGUAAUUACUGUACGAUUUAAGUAUACAGGUUAAAAAAUACUGUAAUAUAGUAAGAUUAAAUACCUAUUUUCAAUGAGAGCUGAAAUUUAUCCAAGAAUCCAUUUAAAGAAUAAAGAUUUUAGUUAAUAUUUUAAACAAUUA